This is a messenger RNA of Chrysoperla carnea, 2595 nucleotides long. RefSeq names its product RNA-binding protein Nova-1 (gene pasilla). The record is from RefSeq and is a predicted model, not a curated record. Bases 786 to 2396 code for a protein of 536 amino acids. NCBI's taxonomy places the organism in Eukaryota, Metazoa, Arthropoda, Insecta, Neuroptera, Chrysopidae. Gene Ontology annotation, biological process: mRNA splicing, via spliceosome; regulation of alternative mRNA splicing, via spliceosome. Gene Ontology annotation, molecular function: mRNA binding. The transcript is spliced from 7 exons. Gene Ontology annotation, cellular component: nucleus; cytoplasm.
AAUAAUUACAUAUAAAGAGAGUUAUUACGACACAUUCGACGACAGUAGUACACUCUGGUGUACUUGUAAAUAAAGUAUAAAAUUUAACACAUAUAUUUAAAAAUCGAAAUGAAAUUUUUUUUAAAUAAUAAAUUGAAAUAUUAGGUUUGUGUGUGUGUUUCAAAAUAUUUUUAAAACAAAAGUAUGUAUUCAAAUAAAUAAUUAGUUGUUGGAGAGGAUUGAGGAUAGAAUACUCACUACUCGGCAUAUUAUGAUGACAUACUCUAGUGAUGUAGUUUACUGUGUAUAUUUUACUAUACCAAGUAUAUAAUACCAAGGCAGUAUAUAGUAGUCAGUAACGGGUAUUGUUAGCAAUGAUGCACGGGCCAACUAAUCAAUCGUGAGAGUGGCCCGUUGCUGUAUCAUACUGAAAAAUUUUUUUUUGUGUAUAUUAUACAACAAAAAUAUUGAAAAAAAAAUUUUGACGUGGCUGUCAGCUACACUUUUGUCUGUCAAAUAAUAAUUGAUUGAAAUUAAAAAUUUGAUAAUGUGAUCGUGAGUGUUUUGCUUCUGUGUUGUUUCCACGACAUUCGGUUGAUGACAUACUGUCCUGGCGAGCUACUUCACUAAUGUGAACAGAAUAUUUCCGCGAUUUUAAUAGCAUAUGUUACCGCAGUCGGGUUGUUCACCACGCCGCGUUAUUUCCAAAUUUUUUUAAUUACUAUUUUUUUAUAUUUUUGUUUUGGAGGUCAAUGGAAAUUUGAUGUGCGGAUUGCUGUCGUGGCGAUUCGCAUUCUCACAAACUCAUGUUAAAUAAUUCAGGCUCAUUUAUCCUGGAUAAUUUGCUGUGUGCUUUGCCGACGCCAAUAGGUGGAGAUGGAAUCUUUCACUUUAAGUUAUUGGUGCCGAGCGUGGCUGCGGGUGCUAUUAUCGGAAAAGGAGGUGAGACCAUUGCUCAACUCCAAAAAGAUACUGGUGCACGAGUUAAAAUGUCCAAAUCCCAUGAUUUUUAUCCAGGUACAACUGAGCGAGUAUGUUUAAUAACGGGUACAGUCGAAGCGAUAAUGUCAGUGUUAGAUUUUAUAAUGGAUAAAAUUCGUGAAAAACCUGAAGUAAAUAAGCCACUUGGUGAUUAUGAUACAAAAACAACAGAACGUGAAAAACAAGUCAAAAUUUUAGUACCAAAUUCAACAGCGGGUAUGGUUAUUGGUAAAGCUGGUAAUUAUAUAAAACAAAUCAAAGAGGACACAGGUUCAUAUGUACAAAUAUCACAGAAGGCAAAAGAAGUAUCAUUACAAGAACGAUGUAUAACAAUUAUAGGUGAAAAAGAUUCAAAUAAACGUGCAUGUUUAUUAAUAUUAGCAAAAAUAGUAGAUGAUCCACAGAGUGGUACAUGUUUGAAUGUAUCAUAUGCGGAUAUGCCUGGACCUGUAGCAAAUUUUAAUCCAACUGGUUCACCAUAUGCGGGUGGUACAACAGCUGCGGGUAGUACAUUCGGCUCAAAUUCAACGUUAAGUGGUGUAACAAGUGCAAGUGGUCUUAUGUUAAAUGGUGCUGCCACUGGUGGUCUUAAUCUAAAUUUAAAUUUAAAUGCACCUAUACAAAAUGUGAAUCCAGCAUUAACUGCACAAUUACUUGAACAUGUAAAGGUAUCGUUACGAAAUGGUGGUUAUAGUGACGCAGCUAUUGCUGAAAUUAUUGCAGCAAUGGGUGUAUUAUCAAAAUAUGGUAUAUUAGGUAUGGGCUUAGGUUUGGGUGCUGGUACAGCAUUAGCCAUGCAACAGAUGCCUGCUGCAGCGUAUUUAGGUGUUGCCAUGGAACAAGCAGCUGCUGCAAAUUCAACUGGUGUUUUUGGCCCUAUUGGACAAGUUAGUCUUGUUGCACAAAUGAAUCAUUCCCUGGCGGCCGCAACUGGUACAACAUCACCUACAUCAAGAACAAAUUUAGAUCGAUAUGCAGAUAGUGCGGCAUUCGAUCCAUUUCGUGGAUCAUCUGCAGCCACAGCACCUAUAUCAUUAAACAAUAAUAGUUUUGGCUUGGGUACAUCAGCAACAGGACAAAUAGCUACAGCAGCUGCUGCCGUCCAACAAAUGAGUAAAUCACCAACACCGGCGGCUGAAAUUACUGGUGGUACUGGUCCUAAAGAUACAAAAAAUGUUGAAAUCCCUGAAAUUAUUGUUGGUGCUAUAUUAGGUCCUGGUGGACGAUCAUUAAUUGAAAUACAACAUUUAAGUGGUGCCAGUAUACAAAUAUCAAAGAAAGGUAUUUUUGCACCAGGUACCCGAAAUCGUAUUGUAACAAUAACAGGUACACCUGGACAAAUAAAUACGGCACAGUAUCUUAUUGAACAACGUAUUACUGAAGAAGAGGGUAAGCGUGCUCGACAGACAACAGCUAUAGGAAAUCUCAUGCAGUAAUUUACGGUAUGUCUACUACUUCUUCAUCAUAAAUCAAAAAUAUUACCAUCAAACAAAAUUCAUCAACAAAAUUUCAUCGAUCGUGAAACAUCGUACGCUAAUCAUUUAUUUUUGUUUUGCUUCAAAACAUAAAAACACCAUUAAAAAUCAUCAACACUCAAACCAUCUCAAAUCAAAAAUCCACCAUCAUAUUGUCAAA